AUGAAAAGAAAGGGGGCAGGAGGAAAGCAAAAUAGUUUGGGCCCAUUCGACUUCAACUCUAUCAACCUUUCGCCACUGGGCUUGGGGCCGGAAAAGACUGAUGCAGCGAUGAUGCACCGACUACCCGACGAAUUGCUCUGGUGCAUUGGGGAGUACAUCCGGACAGGCUGGCACGGCCAAAAUGACCUGAAUUCGUUGAUUCGCUGCUGCCGUCACUUCCAUCAGCUCUUCCAGCCACUUUUUUACGCGCAAAUUUCCCUACAUCACUUUUCGGACAGGUCGCCCGGCCUCGUCAUGCGUAUCUGCCAGGACCCCAGCCUGGCCAGACAGGUCCGUCGGCUAGACCUAGCUUGGUACGCUUGCGAGGACUGGGGGCCGGAAAGCGAUGGUCGUGAUGCGGACACCAAGGCCGCUGCUGCCGCCUUUUGCCAGGAUGCGCUGGAUGAAAUUUUUGGUCCCAAGGACGAGGAGGACGAGGAGGACGCGGAGAGCGAGGAGGAUGGCGAGAUGAGAGAGGGGAAUGACGUGAAGGAGAAGGAAGACGAUGAGUACCCGUGGUGGAGAAUCUUCGAAAACCGGUCCUAUGACGAUGAUGAGGAUGAUGAUGAGGACGAGAAGGAGGGAGAGGAAGAGGGCGAGGGAGGGGGCCAGGGGGGGGACGAGGGGGAGGAUGAGGAAGAAGAGGAAGAAGAGGAAGACGAGGAGAAGAAGAUGAGAAAAGAGUGGGAAGAGCACCUGAUAGCCAGCGCAGGAAUGUGCGAGGAAGUCUGGUACUCGCUGCUCCUCGUCCGACUCACCUGCCUCCAGACCAUUAGGUUUCACCAUUCUUCUGUAAGAGAGCCAGAGCUGAUGCGUGAUGUCCUGGUCAAGGCCGCGCGACGCCAGCGGCCGUUCCAUCAGGAGGGCCCCCACCCCUUUGCGCACCUGCAAGAGGUUCUGGCAGAGACCGGCUGCGGCAAUGAUUGGAUCGAGUCGUCCUUUUUGACGCCCUUCUUCACUUUUCCCGCCGUGCGGACGGUGACGGGCACCGACAUUGGAGAAUCGCACUGGGAUCCUGACACACUGGCGCGUGAGCUGCGUCCGGCGUCGUCUCCCGUCCGGGAGAUUGACUUUUACAGGGUUCUGUGGUGUCGUGGCCUGCAGCACUGGCUUGCCGCGUGCAAGGAGCUCGUGAGCAUUUCCAUCAUGCCCGACCUGCAUCGGGAAGAUCGCGUGUGGGACGAGGAAUAUCUGCACUUCAACAUGGCCGAGCUGCGCACUGCUCUCCUGCCCUUCACCGGGACGCUGAAGACGCUGCGCGUCCGGUAUGGGUACAACUACAACAAUGUGGUCGUUUAUGAGAGGCGUGGCCAUGAGCGCCCUUUUGGGUCGUUUCGCGACUUUGCCGCGCUGGAAGAUCUGUCCGUCCGCCACGACCAUCUGGUCAGCCUCCCCGAGGUGGAGCGGCGUUGGGCCGGCCGGCCGCCGCUGAGCGAGACGCUGCCGCGCUCCCUCGCGAGUCUGGAAAUCACUGACAUCGUGCCUGGCGUCCACCUCGAGCUGCUCUCGGAUCUUCUGUACCUUGUGCGCCGGAGCCAUCUCUUCCCCAAGCUAGAACGGCUGGUGCUUGUCACACGGGAGGACGAUGAGGAGCAAACGGGCGACGCUUUCAACGAUCUAGUGCCUGAAUGCCAGGCUGCUGGUGUCUCCAUGACGGUGAAGAAGGGCGAGUUUCUCGUCUAA
Akanthomyces muscarius is the source of this 1722-nucleotide messenger RNA. RefSeq lists its product as uncharacterized. Lineage: Eukaryota; Fungi; Ascomycota; Sordariomycetes; Hypocreales; Cordycipitaceae. The coding region runs from base 1 to 1722 and encodes 573 amino acids. The record is from RefSeq and is a predicted model, not a curated record. The transcript has a single exon.